Molecule: messenger RNA, 456 nt
Organism: Oldenlandia corymbosa var. corymbosa
Lineage: Eukaryota; Viridiplantae; Streptophyta; Magnoliopsida; Gentianales; Rubiaceae
Source: the annotation of a GenBank genome assembly
AUGGACAUUGUUUUGCUUGGAUAUCUUGCUCUGGCUAUCACAGCUAGCCUCUGUAGUUUUGUAUUUCUCCGUCGCGAAAUAAGAAAUCGCAUGCGCGAUGAGACCUCCCAUAUUGUCGCCAUCAACUCUGCGCAUUCUCCCGGCCGGCAAGUGAUAAUUAUUGAUACUUCGCCGGAAUCUCCGGCCGCGGUGGCUGCUCCUUCUAAAGAUGUGAUUAUUGAUAUUCUAGGAUACAGUCAUGGUGGUCAUUCUGAAUGUUCAAUAUGUCUUUCUAACAAUUAUGAGGACGGCGAUGAAGAAAGCUCGCGUCGGCGAUCUUCAUCAUCAUCGGCUCCGUGCAUGUGGAGCGAUAUUCCGGGAUGUGGGCAUAGGUUUCAUUCGGGUUGUAUUGCUAUAUGGUUGGCCUUCCAUCAAACGUGUCCUUUAUGUCGGAAGAUGGUUCCUCUUCCCAUGUAA